Acanthopagrus latus (yellowfin seabream) is the source of this 3975-nucleotide messenger RNA. Its product is annotated as mucin-17. The record is from RefSeq and is a predicted model, not a curated record. Lineage: Eukaryota; Metazoa; Chordata; Actinopteri; Spariformes; Sparidae. Gene Ontology annotation, biological process: negative regulation of nodal signaling pathway. The transcript has 4 exons. The coding region runs from base 671 to 3943 and encodes 1090 amino acids. Gene Ontology annotation, cellular component: cytoplasm.
ACCUCUUCGCCCUCAGCAGCAGCUCUGUGGGAAACACUGUGGGAAUGCGCCUUUUUGUCCUCUGACAUCUUCAAACUGUGCAAGUCGGACGGGUCGUUCAUUCGAAAAAACUUCCCGGACCAAUCGGUGUGCAGCUCUGGUGCAGAGGCUCCUCCCCCUUUCCUCCCCGCUGCCUGCUCCCACAUGUAACGCUAUCACCCCUCUGCCCGUCUGUUGCAUUGUCUCGUUGGGGACGCGGCGUACGGAGCGCGGCACCAUGGCGACUCCAGCGGACCGGGGAGCCUCGGAGUGACAUAGGCAAAUUAAAAAAAAAAAAAAAAGAAGGGACGGUGUCAACAGGAAAUUAAGCCCGGGAUCAUCUGAGGCAUGGCCAGCUGAUGCGCCUUCGUUGUGCCGCUGGAUUCAUUAAUUCUAGUCUUGUGCCAGUCCGCAGGGCUGCGUGCGCGUCGCUCUCGGCUGCAUGGCACGUUUGAGAUGGUGAAGAUUAUGUGUGCUUUACUGCGUUAAUUCACAGGGCUGCUAUGUCGCUAUCGCUCGUCCGGACCCGCGUUGCUCUGCCUGGAGCAGGAGCUUAGCCCGUUCGUCCCUCUCAUCCACUGCACGGCGACUGAGCGGCGGUCAGCGGUGCGCCCCGGUUCCGCCCGCCGCCGUCACCCCCGCCAGGAGGAGGAUGGCCGGCCGCCGCGGCUGCGUGAACUCGCUCUGGUCGGGCACCGAGCGCGUCCGCAUCGGGGAGCGCCUCAAAGCGACGCUGGCCGGGGUGCUGGAGCUGGAGGUGCUCAGGUGCAAACACCUGGCGAUGGUGGACACAGCUCUGGAGGACCGAGCCACCGCCGAGGAGGCUCCACAGGCUGCGGAGGAGGUGGACGAGGAGGUGGACGAGGAGGAGGAGGAGGAGGAGGGGAGCGGAACCCCGGAGAACGCCGCCUCGGAUGGCUCUGCGACAUCCCGCAGGCAACAGGCUCCGUCCCCGUCAGAUAUAGUGGUAUCACACUGUCAGACCAGCCCAGAGGACUGUGGUAGUAGUUCAGGGGAUGGGACAGUCCACUCCUCAUCUGUCAGGGGGAGUAACUCACGCUGGUCUACUCUGUCCUGGGACGCCCCAUCUGACCUGCUCUCCCCCCCAACACCAGAUCCCGGUGGUACAGUCCAUCUGGACAGUGACUCCCGACCUAGUUCAGGUUUCUAUUCAGUGAGUGGGAGCUCUCUCUCGGACUCUUGCUACUCUGUGUCCAGUGAUGCUGUUCAGGGUGGAUCAGCGCUACAAGCCAGACCCCUGAAGCUGUGGGAGCAGGUUCCUCUGUCAGCUGACCACACUGACAUCCUGUGGUCAGAAGGUGCAGUGCAGCAGCAGCAGCAGCAGCAGCAGCCUGCACUGCAGAGCAGACAGGAAGAUGGUGAACCAACAGACGGGACACCAGUGUCAGUCCAAAGUGACCUUGAAGCAAAUGGUCUGAGCUUUCUGUCUGACCUCUGCUCAGGACUUGGUGAAUCUCUGAUUACUUCCCUCCUCCCACUUCUCGACCAAACUUCUUCUUCUUCGCACUCCUCCAUCCAUCCAAAACCCCAGCUGGACCCUCGCUACUGCACAGACCUGGUGUCCCGUCGGACCAAAGAGGUGUACCCCUACCCCAGCCCGCUGCAUGCCGUUGCCCUCCAGAGCCCCCUCUUUACCUCCCAGAGCCAGGAACACUCAGCCUCUCCGAGCCCUGAAGGACCCCAACUAGAUGACCAGCAAGAGUCCAACACUGAUCCACUUUUUCCUGUCCAGCCUCAACAGCCCCCCACCCCAGCUUCCGUCACCCAGCUCGAGCAGUACAUCUCUCGACUGGCUCGCCAGUAUCACAGUCGAGUGACCUCCUCCACCUCUGAUCUCACUUCAGCUGCCACACCUGGUCCAGUCACACGCAGAGGCCUUUGUACCCCAGGCAAAAGUCAUGGUUCCACCCAGUCCCUUUCUGCCUUUGAAAGCCGCAAUGCACUUAGUGUCACUCCCUGCAAGUCACUGCUGGGAAACUCUGCCAGAGUCAGCCUCAGCACUACUGGGAAAAAAGCCACUCGGAAUUCGAUCAACCUGGGGAACCUUCCUUCAGCAACCGGAGAGGACUUGAACAUAAAUCUGCAUCUCAACCUCAACUUGAAUCUGACUCCUGGGGUAAACUCUAGCCAGGGUUUAGUGGACAAUCCCAAAAACGCCAGUUGUGGAGCUUUGAGGAGCGACUUUGCUCCAGCUUCCACGGCCUCUGCUACAUCCCUCUCCACUGCUACACCCACCCCAGCAGUUAGGACUCGCCCUCGCAUUUCAACAUGUCCUACUAGCCUGAGCCACCGCAGUUCCCUGGAAGUCACCUCAGGGUCUGGACCCAGUCCAGGAUUUGGGUCAUCUGCCUUCUGUCGCUCAUUAGACUGGAGUAGUGGUGCUCCACCUGAGACUGGACCAUCAGUGUUUGGUACAAACUGUGGGUCAGCUCCUGGGUCUCAGCGCAGCAGCCUGAUCCAAGAGUCCAGCUCUAGUCCCAAGCUAAGCGAAGACUCCCCAAUGGUAGGGGAGAUCUCCCGCCUCUCCGGCCUCUCUAGGGCUGUUGUGGUCGGACUGAUGGAACAAGGUGUGGAACUGGAUAUUGACUGCUUCCAGACAGAUAGUGCAGGUGAGGUGAGAGGUCAUACUAAAACUCACCUGACAACCCAGACUGAUCAGUCACAUGACUGUACUCGACUGACCGAUCUGAAUCCCCAGAGACCAAUACAGCUGUCACUCAGUGUCACCCAUUCUCCACAGUCUCAGUCCAGCCUCACCCCUCCUCUCUCACACUCCAGCAGCCCCAUACACCCCUAUCAGUCCAUCCACAUUCCUUCUCCCCACUACUCCUCACACUACCAUUACCAGCAGAUCCCUUCCCCAUCUGACCUCCCUUCCUCCACGGCCUCCUCCCCUGCCUCCCGCCCCACCCCCAGGGGCCGUUCCCCUCCUCGGCCUCUGCAGCCAUCCCCUCUGGGUGCCACCCCACUCUCUGUUUUCCGACGGGAUGCCCCUUUCCAAUGCUCACUGCCUCGCACCACUACAAGGAGCUCUCCUCUGGAGCAUGGUGGUAUCCAACCAAGGGGUGGGUCACUUCGGCAAAGUGGGGGCGGAAAUGGGGGAUGGAAGAGGACAGAGGGGGAGGGGCUUUAUAGAGGAAAGCACGCCUCCCACAAGUUGGUAAGGGCAGCCACAGUAAGCAGCUAUGCCAAGAGAGAGGACUACGGCUCAGAUUGGUGUGAGGAGCAGGAUCGAUCAGCAGCCCAGACACCCCGGAAGACCAACAAACGAUGGAGGGGCUUUGAAGGGCGCUUCUGGGGGAAAGAGUCUGAAAGUGAAAAGGAGGAGAUGGACAGAGCUGAGUAUGGCUACGGUUGGAGGAGGAACAGCAUUGGAAGCUGGAGGAGGGAGCAUCGAAGGUUGAAGUCUUCAUCCAGCAGCAGUGACAAGAAACCAAAAGUAGAGAACUCCCCCAUCUUCUCAAAGAAGAGGGGCAAGGAAGAAGGGGAGAGACGCAGUUCGAGCCUAAGGCUUUCCAGAAGGGCCUUGUUCAGGAGUGAGUCCCAAGGCUUGCUGGUGCCUCGUACCAACAGCGAGGAGCCCUCAAAGCGGGCACACUGGGUCUCCUCAUUAGAUGUAGGGCAAGGUGGCAUGUACAUCAGCAAAGAGGAAGGGGUCAGACUGCUGAGAGCAAAGGAGGAAGACAAGCGGCUGUCCUCCACUGCAAGCCUCUUUAACCUCUCUCGUUCUCAGAGCCUGGAGGGCAGCUGCCAUUCCCUCUCCCCUCUCUCCUCCCCUUCCUUUUCUCCAUCCCCUCCUCCACGGAUGCCCCUCCAGCGCUCUCGAUCACUGAGGGACUUGGGGAGGAGAGUGUUUGGCUCCAUGAGGUCCCUGAGUCUCAAGCGGAAGCCAUCCAAAAAGUGACACUUGUACAAUAAAAGACCAUCAGACUUAAA